AUCAUGUACAUUAAACACUAAUAUGUAGUAUUAUGAAAAAUUAUUUAUUAUAAAGAUUUCAUAAAUCUUGAGAAAAGUUAUGAGUGACAGCAUAAUCUACUUGAUCUUAACCCGUUGGCAGAAAUAGAAAAUAAAUUACAAUUUCUGAGAUUUCAAACAAUUCCUCCAGAGUAGAAUGAAAUAAGAAGUAGAACAUGUUAACCUCUUUGGCGUAACAGAUUGUCGGUAAAAAUAUUCCAGCCAAUAUUGUUGAUCUAAUUCAAUACGAAAUGUUACAAAUAAUAUUUUUCAUAUUGAUAUGUAGUUUCGUUGGCGUUCGCUCUGCCAAUCUCGAAACAGUGAGUGAUGAAGAGCUUAUAAAUCUUAUAAAAACUGAGAAAUAUGUAGUCGUACUUUUUACAAGCAAACAGCGUCAAUGCACAACGUGUGAUAACUAUAAGAAUGAAAUGAUUCGUUUAAUACAAGAUCUAAAUUCUUUAUCUACUGGGGUUGUGGAAGCUAUUGACAGUCAAUUGCUUCGUGUCUAUAGUGACGAUAAAGAACCAGCACUUGUGUUCUUUAGGCAUGGUGUGCCUUUAUUAUAUGAUGGACCUCUGAAUGCUGAAGAAAUUUUAACUAUGUUCAGUGAAAACAAGGAACCUACAGUGAAGGAAUUAACUGAUGAUACAUUUGAACAUCUAACACAAGCAAGUAGUGGAGCUACAACCGGGGAUUGGUUUGUUAUGUUUGGCAGUACAGACUGUGUGGAAUGUAGUAGACUGAUUCCAAGGUGGGAGGCUGUAGGUGCAAAACUAAAACGAAGGGUUAAUGUAGCACGUAUCAACAAAUACACAACUGGAGCAUCCACGGCAAGAAGAUUUAAUGUUUAUAAAACUCCAGAAUUUAUAUUCUUUAGACAUGGUAAAAUGUAUCGUUAUCAGAUUCCAAAAUACGACGUUAAUUCUUUUACAUCAUUUGCAAAAGAAUAUUACAAAAAUGCACAUGCUGAGACUGUCCCAGUACCACAACGACGACUCGAUGAUCUUGGAGAAACAAUUGCGAAUUUCUUACAUGUAAAUCCAUGGAUCAGUAGCAUAGCGAUCGGCGUAUUUAUUAUAAUUUCCGUAGCUUUUAAAUUCAGACGCACAACUGAAAUGGCACAAAAAAGGGACUAGCCAUUUCGUGUAUCAAAGACAUAUAUUAUGGGUCCUGUCUCAAGUUAUUAUUGAUCAUGAUUUUAUACAAAUCACAAUGUAUGUAUAUACAUAGAUAAGAUGAAUAAAGUUUUUAAUUACAGUGAA
Messenger RNA from Bombus impatiens (common eastern bumble bee), 1280 nucleotides. RefSeq names its product thioredoxin domain-containing protein. The coding region runs from base 270 to 1154 and encodes 294 amino acids. Lineage: Eukaryota; Metazoa; Arthropoda; Insecta; Hymenoptera; Apidae. The record is from RefSeq and is a predicted model, not a curated record. The transcript is spliced from 6 exons.